Molecule: messenger RNA, 3220 nt
Organism: Mobula hypostoma (lesser devil ray)
Lineage: Eukaryota; Metazoa; Chordata; Chondrichthyes; Myliobatiformes; Myliobatidae
Product: zinc finger protein 229-like
Exons: 2
Coding region: 796-1902 (368 amino acids)
Biological process (GO): regulation of transcription by RNA polymerase II
Cellular component (GO): nucleoplasm
Molecular function (GO): RNA polymerase II cis-regulatory region sequence-specific DNA binding; DNA-binding transcription repressor activity, RNA polymerase II-specific
Source: RefSeq, a predicted model, not a curated record
GUCGCCGUCAGUGACCCAGCGAUCAAAUGCGCAGGCGUCAAGGUCGGUGAUGUUCCGGAAUAUCGCGCAUGCGCUCCGUGGACAAAAGGCUCUGGAGCAUCGGCUGCAGGUUAGAAACGGCAAAGAAUUUGUGCACGGGAAUCUCACGCACAACCACAGAUAUUUCCCUUGUAACACCAAUAUAUCUGUUGUUGAUCCUUGGAGAUGAGGAUGUAAACGUGCUUUGACUCUGAAAUGAAGUCUUCUGUUGUAAUUCAGUGAAAUCUACAAGAACCAGGUGCUGAGAGCACACCAGCAGAGAUCAGGUCUUCAACUGCAUCAGUUGUGUGAGGGAUUCAGUACGUGUGACAUCUGACUUUAUGAAUUGAUCACAGGGAGAUAUCAUUCUCCUUUUCUCACACGUGUGGGGAGCAAUUCUCACUCAGCCGACCCACAGAUACACCAGUGAAUUCACAACGGGGAGAGGCCAUUCACCUGCGCUGUGCUUGGGAGGGAUCUAAUCAGUCAUCCAGCCUGAAGAUACAUCAACACGUUCAUACCGUAGUGAGAUGGUUCACCUCUUCUGUCUGUGGUAAACGAUUCAUUCUGUCAUAUAAGCCGAAGAUCCUUCAGGAUAUUCACAGCUUUGACCUGCAGGCCAUUCACCUGCUCCAUCUGUAGGAGAGGUUUGCUCGGUCAUCUGAACUGCUGACACACAAGUGAGUCCAAACUCAAAAGAAGCUGUAUAUAUGCUCUGAAUAUGUGAAGGGAUUCCCUCAGUCAUUCCAUCUAGAGACACACCAGUCAGUUCGUAUUAUGGAGAUGCAGUUUUCCUGCUCCGAGUGUGGGAAGGGAUUCACUCAGUUGUCUCAACUGAGAGUACACCAGCAAGUUCACACUGGGGAGAGACCAUUCAACUGCUCAGACUGUGGGAAGGGAUUCUCUCGGUCAUCUCACCUCCUGGCACACCAGUCAAUUCACACUGGGGAGAGGCCGUUCACCUGCUCUGAAUGUGGGAAGGGAUUCAGUCGAUCAUCUCACCUACUGGCACACCAGUCAGUUCACACUGGAGAGAGGCCAUUCAUCUGCUGUGAAUGUGGGAAAGGAUUCACUCAGUUAUCCCACCUGAAGACACACCAGCGAGUUCACACUGGGGAAACGCCUUUCACCUGUUCUGAAUGUGGGAAGGGAUUUACUCGGUCAUACCACCUACAGACACACCAGCGAGUCCAUACGGGAGAGAAGCCAUUCAUCUGUUCCGUGUGUGGGAAGGGAUUCAGUCACUCAUCUCACCUACAGACACACCAGUCAGUUCACACUGGGGAGAGGCCGUUCAUCUGCUCAGACUGUGGGAAGGGAUUUCCUCGGUCAUUUCAACUGAAGGUACACCAGCGAGUUCAUACUGGGGAGAGGCCGUUCACCUGCUCAGACUGUGGGAAGGGAUUCUCUCGGUCAUCUCAUCUACUGGCACACCAGUCAAUUCACACUGGGGAGAAACUGUUCACUUGUUUAGACUGUGGGAAGGGAUUCAGUCAGACAUCUCAACUGAAGCUACAUCAGCGAGUUCACACUGGGGAGAGGCCAUUCACCUGCUCUGAAUGUGGGAAGGGAUUCACUCAGUCAUCCCACCUUGUGGCUCACUACCGAGUGCACACUGGGGAGAGACCUUUCACCUGCUCUGAAUGUGGGAAGGGAUUCACUCAGUCAUCCACCCUUGAGGUGCACUACCGAGUUCACACUGGUGAAAGGCCGUUCACCUGCUCUGAAUGUGGGAAGGGAUUCUCUCAGUCAUCUACCCUUGUGGCACACUACCGACUUCACACUGGGGAGAGACCGUUCACCUGCUCUGAAUGUGGGAAGAGAUUCACUCAGUCAUGCAACCUUGUGGCGCACUACCGAGUUCACACUGGGGAAAAAGUUUAACUAAGCUGCAUGCUGGAUAUGUUCACCUUGAAUGGGACUACAGUUUAAUCUGGAUCUGAGACAAGUACAGCAGUUCUAUUUCAAACUGUUGUCUCAGGUACCUAGUGGUCACCCAGUGUAGAGUAAGGUGUCAACUCAGCCCAGCUGAUCUCUGCCAGUGUUUCUAUUCCAUGACAGUCAUUUUAAAUCCAUCCCUGCUGUACACCUCUUGUUCUCCCUGUGAUGAUGGGUUCCAAACAGUCACCACUCUGUGGGUGAAGGAGUUUCCCUUGAAAUUCCUGCAAAAUUUCCUGCUGACUGAAGAAGACAAGCUGACUGCAGUUGUGUCUGAUGUGUUCUUCGUCUUUCAAAUCUCUGGGCUGCGGGAGAAUGACAUUGGUAGUUAACCUCCUCAUUCCCUGCUCAUUUCAAUGUUAUGGGUUAUUUUCACUGCUCUAGAGCUGUGUCUCACACAGCUGGGUUGUUAGAAUACACUACUGUCCUCUAAAUUCUGAAAGCAGAAUGCAGAACCAUAUGUUGGAUGUUCAGCGGAGCAGCAUCAGAAACCAGAGGCAGGUCAGCACAGGGCAGGGAUUGGGGCUCUGGACAGUGGUAGAGGUAGGAGCAUGUGAUGAGGAGCUGUGGGGGUGGGGGGGCGAAAUGUGACAGUGAUUGAGUAGCAACAUUUGGAAGCUGAUUGGCAGAAAAAAUUAGGUUGACUUUGACUGCUGAGCCACACACAAUUCCUGCUGACAUCAAGUAUAUUGCUUGAGAUCUGCUGUGUUAAACUGGCUACUAAGUGCUCUCUUCAUAUUGAUUGAGUUGGUGCCAUUUGGUAGAGAGAAAGUAAUGCUUGUAAACACUUUCAAUGGCACCAUUCUUACCCAGAAACCUCUGAGCUUCAGAAUAUGCUAUCUCUGUGAAUUGAGCACACAGGUGCUGAGAGUCUGUUGGAUCCAACUAUCUAAUUUUAAUUGUCAUUUUCUUUGCAGUUUAACAAUUAAUUAUCUGCUUAUAUUUUAAGCUGCCUUUAUAUGCACAACAGUUUAAUAUGCCUCUCCUGGCUACACAAGGUAUAGUUCUGAAGCUUCUUUAUACUUCAUUGAGUAAGUGUUUUCUCGUUGGUUAAUUUUUACUGAGGUAUUAACUAAGUGAUUUCUAACUGGUUUAUUAUUAUCUAUAGAUUUAAAUGGAAUUUUCCUUACCUCUGGGUGUAAAAGUAGCUGUUUUAUGCUAGACACCAUCUUUAGUUUCUCUCUGUUCUUCAAGCAGUGGACCACUGUCACUGUUCUGUUCCUGUUUUAUCAAUUUUGAAUAAAACAAUUGUGAAGCAAUUGAU